AUGGGAUUCGAGAUCAAGAAGCCAGAAGCCUUGGAGCUUAUGGCGAGGUAUGAUCGCGAGGAGACGGGCUACAUCGCUUUCGAUGCCUUCGAGGAGAUUAUGAUCCAACGUUACGCAGCCCAAGAUCCCAUGGAUGAGAUCCGCAAGGCCUUCGAAUUGUUUGACGAAGACAAGCGUGGCAAGAUUUCCUUCAGGAAUUUGAAGCGGAUCGCGCGGGAUUUGGGAGAAAAACUGACAGAUGAAGAGCUACGGGGCAUGAUCGAUGAUGCUGGGCGCACUGGAUUUGGGUCUGAGAAUGGGAGAUUUACCGUAGCAAUUUUUGGCUAUUUAAUGUUGACAGUUAUGGUUAACCAGUUACUGUAUCAUACUAAUAACACUAUAUAUACAUAUAAUAUCAUAUAUAUACACAUAAUAUCAUAUGUAAUGUCAACCCCGGAUUUUGCUAAACCACGGUUUAUGAAAAUUAGGGGGUACUCCUCCAAUAGUCAUAAUCUGAUACUUAAAUGGUACCCUCCCAAUUGA
Cladocopium goreaui is the source of this 522-nucleotide messenger RNA. The record is from the annotation of a GenBank genome assembly. Lineage: Eukaryota; Dinophyceae; Suessiales; Symbiodiniaceae.